Messenger RNA from Peronospora matthiolae, 1083 nucleotides. NCBI's taxonomy places the organism in Eukaryota, Oomycota, Peronosporomycetes, Peronosporales, Peronosporaceae. The record is from the annotation of a GenBank genome assembly.
AUGGCUGUUGCUAUGGUGUUGAUGCUUCGUGCCGCCUGCACGUUAGCUCUUGCGCUAGCUGAUUCUCGGGUGAUGAUUGGUUCCAUGUACACCGCGAAGCAAGGUCUGAAUGACCUGGCCAAGACGGCCUGGAAUGAAAGGGGAGGCAAAUACAUGGGUACAGCUACAGACGUCAAGCAGUUGAGCGACCCAUACUACGUCGUCGGGGUGAACAACACGCAUGAUUUUGGGAUGAUAACCCCGACGAAAGCAAUGGAGUGGAAUGCCACGGAAUUUAAGCCUGGCGUUUUUACGUAUGCAGAUGCCGACAAAAUUGUAGCUUUUGCAAAUGAGACAGGGUCUCAAGUCCGAUGCCACGCUCUAGUUUCGCAAGAACACAUUCCAGAAUGGGUGCAAGGGCUCGAGAAGGCGGAGCUUAUGGCAGCACUGUCUAGCCAUAUUACCCACGUUAUGACGCACUUUGGGAAUUCAUGCUAUGCCUGGGAUGUCGUCGAUGAGGCCAUCAAUGCAGACGGGUCGUACCGCCAAUCGUUUUGGUACAAGAAAACUGGCAAGGACUACAUUUCGGUCGCGUUCGAGACCGCUAAUGCUGUGAAACUAAAGCUAGGCCUCAAGACUCGACUGUACUACAACGAUCACGGCAUCAAUGUUGUCAACAACAAGUCAGACGCAGUGCUGGAGAUGGUAACAAUUUUAAGGUCCAAGCGUAUUUGGGUUGACGGCGUGGGGUUUCAGUCGCAUUACAGCAACAACGACUCGGUGGUGGGUGCCGACAUUUUCAACAAUUUUCGACGUUUUACAACCCAGCGCAUGGAUGUCGCAAUCACCGAACUUGACGUCAUGACUAGCACAGCUGCUCCAACGGUGAGAGAGCAGCAGCAGCAGGUAGGAAUAUACACCAACGUCGUAUCGGCUUGCAAAAAAACGAUGCGAUGCGUCGGCGUCACGAUCUGGGACUUUGUCGAUACUUACUCGUGGCACACGUCGUCAGCCCCGCUACUGUUCUACCAGCCUAGUGGACCCAAUACGCCUCUAGAGCGGAAGGCAACGUAUGACGCCAUUACGGCGGGAUGGAUGUUGUAA